Molecule: messenger RNA, 228 nt
Organism: Geodia barretti
Lineage: Eukaryota; Metazoa; Porifera; Demospongiae; Tetractinellida; Geodiidae
Source: the annotation of a GenBank genome assembly
AUGUCCGCGACGAAGGCAGCCGAGCUAGGCAUACAGCCCAAACUACGCUGGCAUACGCGCGGUGUCGCAGGAGUCGAGCCCGCCAUCAUGGGCACAGGACCAGUUCCCGCUGUGCGAAAGGCGUUGAACAAGUCCGGCAUGAGCAUAGAAGACAUAGACCUGAUCGAGCUGAACGAGGCGUUUGCGUCGCAGGCGCUCUACUGCAUGCGCGAACUCGACAUGGAUUAG